AUGGCUCAAAUUUCCGUGCGAAGCUCGGAAGAAGACAUCAAGAAAAUCCAAGGACCAACAAUGACCAUCACCGUCGGGGCCUCAAAGGAACCUUUUCAUGUUCAUGAAGCGGUCAUCUGCACUUCCUCUCUGUUUUUCAAAAAGGCUAUGUCCGGAUCGUGGAAAGAAUCUAAGGAGCACACUCUUGAGCUCCCGGAAGAUGACCCCCAGAUAUUUUCUCUAUAUUCACACUGGCUUUACUUUGGCAAAAUCCCCGUGAUCCCUAAAGAAAAGAGCCAGUCCAAGGAAUACCAUGAUCUCGUCGAGGCAUAUGUGCUCGGUGACAAGUUGCUCGAUGCCAAGUUCCAGAAUUCGGCCAUCGACGCAAUUGUUGAAAAAUGCUCUGAGCCUGAUGCACAAGAUGGAAAGCGCUGGUACCCCGGUGUAGACGCGAUCACCCAUGCAUACAAGCGUACGGUCAAGUCUGCUACAAUUCGCAGUCUGUUUGUGGAUAUGUAUGUGGAUACUGCGACAGACAAAUGGCUCAACAGAGAAUUUCCAAAGGAAUUUCUCUAUUCGGUGGUUGAAGGUCUCAUGAAGAAGAAAAAAAACUCAGAAACUAAGCAAAUCAAAGCAUCCGAGUAUUACGUGCACCCCUCUGAAAAUUGA
Molecule: messenger RNA, 648 nt
Organism: Penicillium egyptiacum
Lineage: Eukaryota; Fungi; Ascomycota; Eurotiomycetes; Eurotiales; Aspergillaceae
Source: the annotation of a GenBank genome assembly